AUGCAAUCGUCUAGGACAUACAAAGAACACAAAGAAUGUCCUAUUCAUUUCCAUCAUUGUGGAGGAAAACAUGUUGACACUGGUUAUAAAUGUCCAUUAAUUGAAUAUUAUCGUCUAAGAAAACAGCCAGAGAAACACCCUUUAGACGUGCAACUAUUUAUUCCGUUAGAAUACCGAAAUUCAAGUGAUAGAACAAAAACAAUUUUUGAUAAAAGAGCUUAUCAACAGCAACAACAACAUUUAAAUUAUAAUAUAAAUGAUCAAAAGGCUUGGCCAAAAGUAUUACAUUCAACACCAGCGCUCAAUCAAAAUAUAAAUGAAAUAAUUCAAUCAUUAGACAGCUUAAACGCGCGUGAUGGAAUUACAUUUUUUCAACUUUUGGGCUCUAUUUCUCCUCAAAUAUUGGACAAACGAUGA
Messenger RNA from Didymodactylos carnosus, 417 nucleotides. NCBI's taxonomy places the organism in Eukaryota, Metazoa, Rotifera, Eurotatoria, Philodinida, Philodinidae. The record is from the annotation of a GenBank genome assembly.